This is a messenger RNA of Drosophila innubila, 1677 nucleotides long. RefSeq lists its product as uncharacterized. The transcript is spliced from 5 exons. NCBI's taxonomy places the organism in Eukaryota, Metazoa, Arthropoda, Insecta, Diptera, Drosophilidae. Bases 1 to 1356 code for a protein of 451 amino acids. The record is from RefSeq and is a predicted model, not a curated record.
AUGCAAAUCGAGACGUUGCAAGUGAACUGCACACGUGAAUUGCUGGACAUGCAACUCACAUUGAGUCGCAACUUUCGCGGCCUGCUCUAUGCCAAGGACUUUCCACUCGAGUGUCGCUCCCGCGGCCAGGAUGCCGCACAGGUAGCGUUGCAUGUGCCCACAUCGGGCUGUGGCGUUCGUGCCGAGCCCUUGCCCGACGGUGGCAUGGAGUACACCGUCCGCAUCAUGUUGCAAAUGGAGCUAAAGUUGCGCCAAAGCACCGACAUCCUGCGCACCGUGCGUUGCCAGCUGCCCGCCAAGGCCAUGGGCAUGCCACUGCCCCUCACUGGACGCGAUCGCAAUGCACGCAUGCGCGCCUUGGCUGUUGUGGCAUCAUCAUCAUCAUCAUCAUCGUCUUCGUCAUCAUCAUCAUCGCAAACUGCUCAUCAUCAUCAUCACAUGGACACGCCGCGUGUCCGCAUCUGGCUGGAAUUGGGCGGUCCAAAUGGUUCCGGCUCUGUGGAGGUGGGCGUGGCAACCACUUUAACCGUGCGCGCCAUUGUACCCGGCACUAUAGGGGUGCGUGUGGUGGACUGUGCGGCACUCGACGGAUUGGGUGAAUCCACACAGCAGCUGCUCGACGCACGCGGUUGUCCCAUUGACGAACAGGUAAUGCCGGCUCUGCAUACGAGGUUUAAGCCCGCCGAGGAAGGAUGGUCCAAGCAGCUUGAGGAAGAUUUGGUCGAGCGAACGUUUAUGGCAACAUUUCCCGCCUUCAAGUUUCCCGAUCGCGAGCGCCUGCACGUCAGCUGUGGCGUUCAGCUGUGCAAAGGGAAGUGUCCAAAUCUCAAUUGUCGCCUCACCGAGCAGCAACUACAGCUGAACGCCGAUCAGCACCUGGCGCGCAUCGAAGUGUUCAACUCAUUGGCCGUGACAGCGCCACAGAUCGAAGUGGAUCGUCUGCGUUACGAUCGACGCUACAAUAUGAGCGUGGAAGAUUACGUGCCGCAUGUGCGUCCGCUUGUUGGCGAGGGCACCUUAUGUCUGUCCAUUUCCAAGUUGGCCAUCUCGUUCUGCAUACUUGGCUCGAUCUUUUUGAUAGCCGUGAUCGUGGCCAUCUUCUCCAUGAUACGCACACGUCAACGUCAGCAGGGUCGUUGCGGUGGCUUGAGUUUAAGUGGAACUGGCACUGGAACUGGCGCUGGUACUGCAACCAGCACUUCAAAUAGCAGCAGCCGUUUGCAUCGGGCCGAAAUCUGCACUUCGAUGUUCUCCUCCAGCAGCGAAUCGGCACAGUCUGCACCACGUUUUGGUGGCAAGUUUCUAAUGCCCUUGCCGUAUUAUCCAACUAAUUUGCCCUAUGGACGUGUCUAUUGAAUGUCGUACUUUAGUUUAUAAGUUUUAGUUACCAUUUUGGGCAGUUUUUUUUUUCUAUAGACUGAUGUGGCUUCAAUCUCAAAAACAUGAAAUUCGUUUAACGAAUGCUCAAUGAAGAUACCAAAAUAUGUUGUAACUACAAUUCUAUGUUUAGUUGAAAGCGUCUUGAAAGCAUUUUGCGCUGUGUCCGUUUAAAAUGCGUUUUGAUACGCUUUCGUUGCAUACAUACUAUAUAUGUUUAUAUUAAUGGCACAUAUAUACUGAUUUUAUUGUGCCUAGUUUAUUUUAACCGUGCAAUUGUAAUUAAAUUUAAAUUUAAAA